Messenger RNA from Coregonus clupeaformis (lake whitefish), 2472 nucleotides. RefSeq names its product protein YIPF5. The coding region runs from base 116 to 886 and encodes 256 amino acids. Gene Ontology annotation, cellular component: trans-Golgi network; membrane. NCBI's taxonomy places the organism in Eukaryota, Metazoa, Chordata, Actinopteri, Salmoniformes, Salmonidae. The transcript is spliced from 6 exons. Gene Ontology annotation, biological process: vesicle fusion with Golgi apparatus; endoplasmic reticulum to Golgi vesicle-mediated transport; regulation of ER to Golgi vesicle-mediated transport. The record is from RefSeq and is a predicted model, not a curated record.
AGAAGAAGACCCGGAAAACAUUCCUUUAUUUUUUUCUAGACACGUAGCUAGCAACGAAGUUGGCGAAGUCCAGUGUUGAAUUGUUCAACGUUGCAGGUAACAACGACGGUCAAAAAUGUCAGGGUUUGACAACUUAAACACAGAUUUCUACCAGUCCAGUUACAGUGUCGAUGACCAAGGCCAACCCACUGGAUAUGGCAACAGUAACACAGAAGACCCCUACAAACAGGGUCAGUAUGACUACUCCCAACCGAUGGGAUACCCAGCCCCAGGGAUGAUGCAACCCCAGCAGCCCUACACAGGCCAAAUCUACCAGCCCACACCAGCCUUCACACCUUCCCCCACACAGUCCAUGUACGGCAGCAGCUUUGACGACGAGCCCCCGCUGCUGGAGGAAUUGGGCAUUAACUUUGACCACAUCUGGCAGAAGACCCUGACAGUGCUCCACCCCAUGAAGGCAGCAGAUGGUAACAUUAUGAACGAGACUGACCUGGCUGGGCCCAUGGUGUUCUGUCUGGCCUUCGGAGCCACCUUACUUCUGACAGGAAAGAUCCAGUUUGGCUAUGUGUACGGCAUCAGCGUCAUCGGCUGCCUGGGGAUGUACUGCCUCCUCAACCUAAUGAGCAUGACAGGUGUGUCGUUUGGCUGUGUCGCCAGUGUACUGGGCUACUGCCUGCUACCCAUGAUCCUCCUUGCCAGCUUCGGAAUCAUCUUCUCUUUACAAGGCAUGUUUGGAAUAAUCAUCGCAGCCACGAUAAUUGGCUGGUGCAGUUUCUCCGCUUCCAAGAUCUUCAUCUCAGCCCUGGCCAUGGACAGACAGCAGCUUCUGGUGGCGUACCCCUGUGCACUUCUCUACGGGGUGUUCGCCCUCAUCUCUGUCUUCUGAACUGUGUCUCCGUCUGUUUGUCGUCUACACCAUGCAGGAAAACGGCCCAGCAAACCCAACUAAGGACCAGUAAGAGGCGCUGCUGUGCUGCACUCCCAUCACAGUGCAGUGGUGUGGCCAGCUACCCUGUCAGUUGCAUUCCACUUUUACACCCGCCGACAGGGGUCAGCGCAAGAGUAUCAAUUCCAAACCCCUUCUUUUCAGGACUAAGGACCCAUCCACAGACCACCGCAAUCUUAUAUUUCAUGUAUAACUUGUUCUUUAUUCUGUGUUUGUUUGUUUUUUGUUUCUAAGAUUAAUUUGAGCUUUGAGGCCUUCAGAAAAUGGUUUGCACAGGUAUUUUAAAUGUUAUUCAACUGAAGCAGGAGACUUGAAAUGGAGUUGUUAGAAUAAGACCUUUUCGCAUAGAUUAACUAUCUCUUAUAUCAACAGCCCUCUCAUGCAUACAUACACAUCUGGGUACUCAGAGGUCUCCUUACAACUCAGAAAAUACAUGUUUUAUAAACCUGCUAUCAUUUUCACUCCAUUUUAUCUGUCCCGUUAUCCCUUUCUUAUAACUAUUUAAAUUGCUGAAACAUGAGGCGCUGCCUGACCAAAGCUCUGCCGUGUGGCAUUCUCCACUGUAUUUCCCAGCCCUGUAUGUGGUCAGGGAUGUGUUGGUUAUGCAGCUUGUGUGAUUGUAAACUUUGGUCAGUCAAAGUGCCUGCGUGAUGACACAGCUGUACACACACUGCACACACUCAAGUUAUGUCCAAAAUGAAUAAAAAAAUAGAUAUUUGUGAGGUUAAAAUGUUCUCCAUCUUUAUUGUAAGUUGAUAGUUUGUUGUUCAAGAUCACAUUAACCGCACUGCAGGGCCCUGGCCUACUGUGCUGUUAAGAUUUUCUUGUAUAUCCACAUUUUUCCACUAACAGAAAAGGCGUGACAAGGCUGUCAGCUGUGUUUAAUGGUAUUGCACUACAGGUCGGUCAAACCACACAAGAAGUAUCUCACAGAUCCUUUGAGAUUUUCUGUCUCUUAGUUUUGAACCAUUAUUUCCAUGAAGUUUGCAUUUGAUCGGUUUUCUGUGAUGCGUUUUUGAGCUGCAGGUUGACAUGGCACAUGAGCGCAUUGUUUAACUGUUGUCAUAGUUUCUUUUACUGUUCACUUUGGAAUGAUACUACAUUGUGGCUGUGAAUUUUGGUUUCGAACAAAGCUGUCACCUGAAAGGCACUGUUAAUGAGCACGGUUUUAUGGUCAUCAGUGGUUUCUCUCGGUUUUCCUAUAACUUUUGUGCUAAACCUGAGCUCCUCAAGGGAUGCCAUUUUAUAUAGCCCUCCUAAGAAUAAUGCAAAAAUUAAAAUGGAGUGCUUUUCUAUUUCAACAAACUGUACGUAAUGGGACACUUUGCAUUUAAAGCAACCAAGAGCCAUUUAUAGUGCUGCUCCUAUAUGGCCAAGUAUUUAUAUACUGUAUAAUUUGUUUUGUACAUUGAAAAGUCCCAAUGUUGUUCUUUUGUCAUGUUGAAAUUCUUGAUAAAUGGGCCAAGCGUCGUGCUUGUGUGGUUUUAUCGGCCACUAUCUAAAUAAAACAUUGGUCAUACAUGUAA